AUGAGUUUUGUUUCUACAAAAGAGAUAGGCCCUGGUGGAAUCAUUUUAAUUUCAACCUUGACACCUAUUGGAUUGUUUUUGGUAUUAUUCUUAUGCGCUUAUAAAGUUUUUAGUAAUGAAGGUGAUAGAAAUGACUAUAGGUUGCUAAAUGGAGACAUUAUUGAAGAUUCGGCAGUACCCCAUGAAUUUCUAAAUGACGAGGAAUCGUUAUUGCAUUUAGCGGACGAAUUUGAUUUUACAAGCUUACCACCAGAGGAGCAGUCGGCUUAUCUCAAGGGUGAAGAAUUCGUCAAAAAUAAUCCUCCUAACUUUCAAAAUAUUCGAGGCAAGUCAUUUACUCAUGAAGAUGAUCUUUCUAUUAGAGAGAGAGGCAUUGGUGCAUUCGAAUUUGAACAAGAACAGGACAUUUUGCAUUCGAGAUAUAUCGUCGCAGAUAAAACUGAGGUAAUAUUUCAAAACAAUGAUGCUCCCUACUCUACUGCUACUGCUGUUUUAAAUCUUGCAUUACCUGUGAAAAAUAGACCACACUCAGAUACUGUUUAUUUUGAAACUAAAGUGUUUGAAUAUCCUAAUGAUAACCCUAAUGGUCAUUUUUCAAUAGGAUUAGUAACAAAGCCAUACCCUUCUCAUUUUCGGUUACCUGGUUAUAAUACUUUCUCAAUAGGCUAUGAAUCAACUGGAAACUUGAAGAUCAAUAAGCCAUUUCCCGCCCCACUGCAGCAGCAUCAAGGUGAGCAGAGUCAGUAUAACGCUUUUGUGUUGCCUCCGCUUCAACAAGGGGAUGUUGUCGGGUUUGGUUAUGUUAUACCGACUGGAACAAUUUUCAUAACCAGAAAUGGUAGGAAAUUGAUGGAUGUUAUGAAAUCCUGCUUUAUAGAUUUAUACCCAGCUGUCGGGUGUUUUCUGACGAAUGCUAAAUUUCAGGUAAAUAUAGGGCAACUUGGGUUUGUUUGGAUUGAAGCAAAUGUGAGAAAAUACGGUUUCAUCUCAACAAGCGAUUAUAAAAAAAUUGUGGGGGACAGAGGUUUGGCGUCAUUACCAGAAUACACUAAUGUACUUAAGAAUGAUUCUGAUAAGGUUUUGGAGAAAGGAGAAGAGCUUCCACCUAGGUACCCGGAAGAUGAAAUUGAUUUCUUUGGAGGAACUACUAAAAUAGGCUCUUCAACUUUAGAGGCUCCUAAAGGUGAAAAAUACAAUAAGGAAACGAAAGUCGUCGGAAGCUCAUCACAAGUUACUGACGACCCCGAAGAAAUCAUGGACAUGAGAGAAAGAUUAUACGAGCAAAACAUCACGAAUGACAAGAAUGCCUACGAAUCCGCUCCGCUUUUAUAUUCUGACUCAGUUGAUUACGAAACGACUUUAGAUGAAUCCGAUAAUCGACAGUACGACUCGAUGGAGACAAAUGAGUCUACUGUUCCACAAAGACCUAAAGCUACGCAGGAUGUGGCAGCACCGGAUGUUCAUUCUCUUGAUGGUUCAAAUGAAAAUCUAGAUUCCAACAAGGUGGAGCCCAUCGAAGCUAAUUCCUCCAGUGAGGCCCGAAGCUCACUGAAAUCAGGUAGUUCGGAUCGGAACACUAGCCAUGGAAAAGCUAAUAAGAAAAAUAAAGGUAAAAAAGGCAAGAAGAAGUCAAAAAGAAAAUAA
Molecule: messenger RNA, 1644 nt
Organism: Priceomyces carsonii
Lineage: Eukaryota; Fungi; Ascomycota; Pichiomycetes; Serinales; Debaryomycetaceae
Exons: 1
Coding region: 1-1644 (547 amino acids)
Biological process (GO): protein transport to vacuole involved in ubiquitin-dependent protein catabolic process via the multivesicular body sorting pathway
Cellular component (GO): endoplasmic reticulum
Molecular function (GO): protein binding
Source: RefSeq, a predicted model, not a curated record